AUGAAGAUUCUGCACACUUUAUUCCUGCUUCUGUGCUCCGACUUCAUGGAUUCACUGAUGGGGUAUUUGACAGUCAGUAUCGAGCCUCUUCCGCCUGUGGUCAUGGGAGAUACAGUGACUUUGAAGUGCAAUUUCAGGACCGAUGGCAACCUCAGAGAAAUCGUAUGGUUUCGGGUUACAGAAGGUGGUAGCUCGAAACAGAAAAUCUUUACCUACGAUGCCAUGUACAAUACCAAUUUCUCUCACAUGGAGGACUUUCGCAGAAGAGAAGAUCUUGUUUACCAAUCGACUGUUAGGUUGCCUGAAGUACAGAUGGAAGACAACGGGCCGUAUGAAUGCCACGUGGGAAUCUAUGACAGGGCAUCCAGGGAGAAGGUGGUCUUAGCAUCUGGAAGCAUAACACUUGCUGUUAUGUCACCUCCGAAAUCCAUCUCUGUAAUUGCAGCUGACCAACCAACACGAUUCAAUCGCUAUGAGGCUCAAAACUUCACACUCCUAUGUAUUGUGACUGGAGGAAAACCUGCUCCUGUGGUGCACUUUAAGAGAGAUGGUGAGCUGAUUGAGGUGCUUCCCUCAGCCCAGCCAUCUGAGGCAGCUCAGAACAGAGGUUUGCACUCGGCCAAACGCAGCAGGCCAUUGAUUAGCCGAGAGCUCGAUGACACCAAGCGCCAGAAGUCCCUUUCUCACUUGGAGCCAGACAUUGAGCCAAUGAGGUUAGACCGUGCUCGUCCUCGCCACAGCCUCACUCCAGGUGCUCUGGGACAGGAGAGUGCCAGUCCCACUACUGAGGUCAUCCCAGAGACGGUGGUGAGCAGGGAGUUUCCACUCUGGGUUCUCAGCUCCAGCCCACUCUACUACUUCAACCACACACAGACUGAGCUCACUGAUGGCACCAUGCAGGUACAGGCAAUGCUCACCUGGCAUUUGAACCCACAGCUCGACAACGAGGCACUGUUUAGCUGCGAGGUCAAACACCCAGCUCUCUCCAUGCCCAUGCAGGCCGAGGUCACGCUCUCUGCUCCAAAGGGACCAAAACUGUCCAUGACUCCAAGCAGAGCAGAAGUGGGAGACACUGUGCGCAUCACCGUGGAGGGAUUCCAAUUAGGAACAAAGGGGAAUGAGAUAUUUCCAGAGCCCCUGUUCACAUGGACGCGUGUUGGUGGGCUAUUUCUGGAUGGCACUGCUGAGAGGGAAGGCAAGGUUCUGGUUCUCGAGAGAGUACCUGCAGAGCUCAACGGCUCCAUGUACCGCUGCACUGCUGAGAAUCCGCUUGGCACUACCAACACACACACACGCCUCAUAGUGUUUGAGAAUCCAAGAAUAAAGAAGGAAACACUACACUUAAAUGUUGCUGACUCGAGUGGACUUGUAUCUGGACCCACACUCACCAUUGUAGUGCUCUCACUGAUGCUGGAAUUUACAUGAACAAACACAGACGAGCCUCGCAUCUUUCCUCUCCUUGACGACAUCUGUUCACCUGAAAAGACUUAACAUAGAGACUAUCUGAGCCAUGAUUCUGCUCUUGAAUGAAAAAAACUGUGCAUGUGAGCUACAAUGUAUGAAAGUGCAAAAUACCACACACUUGCCAUCUACACCAUUAUCCAGUGGAUUUGACAUCAGGGUCACCUGCAAGAUCUGACCUGUAGAUGGCAGUAGAGAC
This is a messenger RNA of Neoarius graeffei (lesser salmon catfish), 1660 nucleotides long. It is a transcript of the gene igsf21b, whose product is annotated as immunoglobin superfamily, member 21b. The transcript has 10 exons. Lineage: Eukaryota; Metazoa; Chordata; Actinopteri; Siluriformes; Ariidae. The coding region runs from base 1 to 1425 and encodes 474 amino acids. The record is from RefSeq and is a predicted model, not a curated record. Gene Ontology annotation, cellular component: adherens junction. Gene Ontology annotation, biological process: heterophilic cell-cell adhesion; homophilic cell-cell adhesion.